AAGACUCUAAAUUCAUUCUGAGAAAGUUGGAUGGCUCCUAAAAAUGGUCAUACUUAAUGUUGAAAGUUAGGAGAUCUCAUUUUUAAAAAGGAUUUUGGAGAAUAUGUUACCUUUUGAAAUUCUAGGAGUGGGAUAAGAAAGAAUAGUAUUUUUGCAAGAGCCCUCUGUCCCCUCCUCUCCUGAGUACAGACACUGCCAUACCUAUAUUUUCCUAGAAUCUCCUUCUCUGUUGGUAGGAUUGGCCAGAAGCAAUUUAGUCCUGCCUUUCAAACCAUGACAUUUUACAGUAGGGGUUGGCCAGCUGCAUCCUAUAGGCCAAAUGCAGCCUUUGGGUGUGUUUUUAUAUGUCCCUGAGCUAAGAAAGUUCCUUUAAAAAUGAAUACCCAACAGGGACAGUGGAGUCUGCACAACCUGAAAUAUUUAUUGUCUGUCUUUUUAUAGAAAACUUGGCUGACCUCUGUGCCUCACCAUACUUGUUGGGGACACAGAACAGUCAAGAAUGCUGCCCCUAAAUAUUGAUAGGUUACCUGAUCAAGAGUUUCUCCUCAGGGAACUGAUUAUAUUGCCCUCUCUUUUUGUUGUUUGCAGCUUAGCUAAAAGUUGAGCAUGUCUGAUAAGAAUCUCCUAAUUACUCAUUUUUCCUAUAUGACCUCUUAUUUAGAGAGUAGUGAUAACUCUUAUUGUAUUGCUCUGUAACAAGUCAUCCCAACACUGAGUGGUUCAAACUCACAAGCAUAUGUUGUUUCUUAUGAGUCACAGGGUUAUCUGGGGAUCAGUUGAUUUAAUCUGACCUCAGCUGGGAGCGGCUCUGCUCAAUGUGUUUCUCAUCUUCCUUCUGGUAUCAACCUGGACACGUCCGUCUCAUGGGGAUGGCAGACAUGUGAGCGACAUACAUCUGUGGAUGGAUAUACUGAACCCCAUAUCCAGCCGACCAAAUCAAGUAGCAGACAGAACAUCCCUCGGUGUAGAAACUCCAUUACGUCAGCAACAGAUGAACAGCCUCACAUUGGAAAUUACCGUUUACAAAAGACAAUAGGAAAAGGAAAUUUUGCCAAAGUGAAAUUGGCAAGGCAUGUUCUAACCGGUAGAGAGGUUGCUGUGAAAAUAAUAGACAAAACUCAGCUAAAUCCUACCAGUCUACAAAAGUUGUUUCGAGAAGUACGAAUAAUGAAGAUAUUGAAUCACCCUAACAUAGUAAAAUUGUUUGAAGUUAUUGAAACAGAGAAGACUCUCUAUUUAGUCAUGGAAUACGCGAGUGGGGGUGAAGUAUUUGAUUACUUAGUUGCCCAUGGAAGAAUGAAAGAAAAAGAGGCCCGUGCAAAAUUUAGGCAGAUUGUAUCUGCUGUACAAUAUUGUCAUCAAAAGUGCAUUGUUCACCGUGAUCUUAAGGCUGAAAACCUUCUCCUUGAUGCUGAUAUGAAUAUUAAAAUUGCUGACUUUGGUUUUAGUAAUGAAUUUACAGUCGGGAACAAGUUGGACACUUUUUGUGGAAGCCCACCUUAUGCCGCUCCUGAGCUUUUCCAAGGGAAGAAGUAUGACGGGCCUGAAGUAGACGUGUGGAGCCUCGGCGUCAUUCUCUACACGUUAGUCAGUGGCUCCUUGCCUUUUGAUGGCCAAAAUUUAAAGGAACUGCGGGAGCGGGUCUUACGAGGGAAGUAUCGUAUUCCCUUCUACAUGUCCACAGACUGUGAAAACCUUUUGAAGAAAUUAUUAGUGCUGAAUCCAAUUAAGAGAGGCAGCUUAGAGCAAAUAAUGAAAGAUCGGUGGAUGAAUGUUGGUCAUGAAGAAGAAGAACUAAAGCCAUAUGCUGAGCCUGAACCAGAUUUCAAUGACACAAAAAGAAUAGAUAUCAUGAUCACCAUGGGUUUUGUACGAGAUGAGAUAAAUGAUGCCUUAAUAAAUCAGAAAUAUGAUGAAGUCAUGGCUACUUAUAUUCUGCUAGGUAGAAAACCUCCUGAAUUUGAAGGUGGCGAAUCGUUAUCCAGUGGAAACUUGUGUCAGAGGUCCCGGCCCAGCAGUGACUUAAACAACAGCACCCUACAGUCCCCUGCUCACCUGAAGGUCCAGCGGAGCAUCUCAGCAAACCAGAAGCAGCGACGCUUUAGUGAUCAUGCUGGUCCAUCCAUUCCUCCUGCUGUAUCAUAUACCAAAAGGCCUCAGGCUAACAGCGUGGAAAGUGAACAGAAAGAGGAGUGGGACAAAGAUGUGGCUCGUAAACUUGGCAGCACAACAGUUGGAUCAAAAAGUGAGAUGACUGCAAGCCCUCUUGUAGGGCCAGAAAGGAAAAAGUCUUCAACUAUUCCAAGUAACAAUGUGUAUCCUGGAGGUAGCAUGGCAAGAAGGAACACGUAUGUCUGUGAAAGAACCACAGAUCGAUACACGGCGUUGCAGAACGGAAAAGACAGCAGCCUUACAGAGAUGUCCGCGAGCAGCAUGUCCUCUGCAGGCUCCGCCGUGGCCUCUGCUGUGCCCUCAGCACGACCCCGGCACCAGAAGUCCAUGUCUGCUUCCGGCCAUCCUAUUAAAGUCACACUGCCAACCAUUAAAGACAGCUCUGAAGCUUACAGGCCCGGCAGCACCACCCAGCGCGUGCCCGCUGCGUCGCCGUCUGCUCACAGUAUCAGCGCCUCGACCCCCGACCGCACCCGCUUCCCCCGCGGCAGCUCCAGCCGCAGCACCUUCCACGGGGAGCAGCUCCGCGAGCGCCGCAGCGCCGCCUACAACGGGCCGCCCGCCUCCCCGUCCCACGAGCCGGGGGCCUUCACGCACGCCAGGAGGGGCACGUCCACUGGUAUAAUAAGCAAAAUAACGUCCAAAUUCGUCCGCAGAAGUACAACAGGGGAACCAAAAGAAAGAGAAAAGGAGGAGGGUAAAGAUUCCAAGCCACGUUCUCUGCGGUUCACGUGGAGCAUGAAGACCACUAGUUCAAUGGACCCCAAUGACAUGAUGAGAGAAAUCCGCAAAGUGUUAGAUGCAAAUAACUGUGAUUAUGAACAGAAAGAGAGGUUUUUGCUUUUCUGCGUCCAUGGUGAUGCCAGGCAGGAUAGCCUUGUGCAGUGGGAAAUGGAAGUCUGCAAGUUGCCACGACUGUCCCUCAAUGGGGUCCGCUUCAAACGAAUAUCCGGGACGUCCAUCGCCUUUAAAAACAUUGCAUCUAAAGUAGCAAAUGAGCUGAAGCUGUAAAGACACUUGAAUUUACAGGAUCAGGGAAGAUACACCCGUAUAUGAGGUACAGUUUUUGAAUGUACUGGUGAUGCCUAAUGUGAUUGGCCUGUGAAUCUCCCCAUGUAGAAUUUGCCCUUAUUGCAAUAAGGUUAUACAUAGUUAUGAACUAUAAAAUUAAAGUCAGUAUGAACUAUAAUAAAUAUCUGUAGCUAAAAAAGUAGGUUCACAUGUACAGGUAAGUAUAUUGUGUAUUUCUGUUCAUCUUCUGUUUAUAGAGUUGUAUAAUAAAACAGAUGAUUGCUUAAAAACUUGUAUAGUUGUCUAGAUUUCUGCACGUAAAUGUACGUUUGAUGCUUUGAGUUGAAAAUGUUCUUUCUGUUAUUUACAUUCUGGUGGGUUUUUAAAAUUCUUACCUCCAUCAUGCAAUUUUGAAAAUUGUGUCCAGAGUUAAAAAAAGUGCACAGAAAACUAGUCUUUACAAUUGUAGCAUGGACUUUUAAAAGUUAUUUUUAAACCAUAUUUAAAUUUGAACCAGAAGCUGAUAAAUAGAUCAGCUUUGUUAUACACAGAAUUACUCCUGCUUAUCUUUGCUCUUAUCCUUGUUAUCAGACAAGGUUUAGUUGAGAAGAUACAAAAUGUUUACAGUGUUGGCACUUAGAGGUUUUAAAAUAAAGUACAUGAAAAUAAUAAUAGCUUUGCCUUGAGCUAACUAAGAAGUCCUGGGGAAGAAGUUAAAUCUACAUCAAAUUUCUUUUGAACUUGAAAGUGUUUCCUGGCCCACUACUAAUCGGAGUGGCAAAAUUAAAGAGAGUCAAUAUUUUAUCUGGCUAUUAUAAUAUAAGUGUCACUUAGGUUUGCUGCCUUCCAAAUCCCAUGACAUUAAUUGUGAAAGUAUAAUAUAAUAAUGUUGGGACCGUUUCAUAGCACAAACUCAUCUUUACAGUGUUGAACAAUGCAUCAGUUAAGAAAUAAUGCCACCUCAGGAAUUAAUGGGCAUUGGGAACGUUUGCCUCAUGCUCCCCCCAAGCCUCUCCAUCCACCCCUGACAUAGUACUAUCUGUCAUUACAUAAGAGACUUUGGAGCAAAACAUGCUAUUUAUAAUAGUAUAUUAUUGAUUUACGCUUAUGUGGUUGUUCAGUUGGUUCCCAUGUGACCUGUUUUGUUUUUAAUAUUUUGCCAGAUUUCUUGUAUUUAUUCCACAUCAUUAUACCUAUAGUGUGCAGCUUUGUAAUUGGGCAUUUGCCUACUUUUCUUUCAUAAUUAGUGAUAUAUGCGAUGUAAAACCACUAGUAAAGGUACAUUUUAAUACUUGUUAUUUUCUACUGAAUUAGCCUUGGAGGUUGACUGUGCAAUGUUAUUUAAUGUUGUAAUUACUGUAAUAUCAGCAUAUGGGCCCCAUCUGCACACUCCUGAGAAAUAGAAAGUGUAUUCCAAUUUCAUCAGUUUAAAGAGAAAUAAAGCUGUGACAAAAUACUGUAAUUCUAGCCUGCAUUAGAAAGCUCUAAGCGUAGGUGAUGUGCCAUUCCAUGAUGGCUUCCAGACUAGGGUGAUCUGUACUGUACUGUGAUGUAGCUUUCUUCUGUAACAGCUGUGUUCUAAAAUGAAGUGUAUUUUUGCCUUAGCAGAGGAUGGUGUUUGGAAACAAAAAACAAAAAACAACUGUGUAGCCCCCUUUUAACCUAGUGUUCAUUCAAAAAAAAAAAUGAUGCAAAUCUUUAUUCACUUUCACUGGUGCACACUGAAAUUUUACUUGAACAGUUCUCGUAAUAAAGCACUUGUCUUUUGCUCUU
Messenger RNA from Cervus elaphus (red deer), 4956 nucleotides. It is a transcript of the gene MARK1, whose product is annotated as microtubule affinity regulating kinase 1. Gene Ontology annotation, molecular function: tau-protein kinase activity; ATP binding; protein serine/threonine kinase activity. The transcript is spliced from 17 exons. Gene Ontology annotation, cellular component: cytoplasm. Bases 1168 to 3183 code for a protein of 671 amino acids. The record is from RefSeq and is a predicted model, not a curated record. NCBI's taxonomy places the organism in Eukaryota, Metazoa, Chordata, Mammalia, Artiodactyla, Cervidae. Gene Ontology annotation, biological process: protein phosphorylation; microtubule cytoskeleton organization; intracellular signal transduction.